Jaculus jaculus (lesser Egyptian jerboa) is the source of this 3656-nucleotide messenger RNA. It is a transcript of the gene Apcdd1l, whose product is annotated as APC down-regulated 1 like. Gene Ontology annotation, molecular function: Wnt-protein binding. The record is from RefSeq and is a predicted model, not a curated record. The transcript has 4 exons. The coding region runs from base 837 to 2348 and encodes 503 amino acids. Lineage: Eukaryota; Metazoa; Chordata; Mammalia; Rodentia; Dipodidae. Gene Ontology annotation, biological process: negative regulation of Wnt signaling pathway. Gene Ontology annotation, cellular component: plasma membrane.
GCUUGCCUACCCAGAAAAGCACCAGGCUCUGCGAUGGGGAGUUGUAUAGGGGAGGGGUCACAGAAAGGCCCACUUUGGGACACGGGCUUGGUCCUCCUUACCACUGCUUGGCCUCUGAAGCUGCCACCCUAAAUUGACUCCCUCCGAGGAGUCUGUGGGAUGGUGGCAGGAGGAGGAGUUGGAGCGGGGGAGGAAACCCAGCCGCCGGCCCCAGCCUUUGCCUAGACCGCUGGGCUGCUGGGGGAGCGCUAAUCACAGGGAGCGGUGCUGGCUGCUGGGUCCUGGCUUGGCCACUUUCUUGGUUGCAAUUGCUGGGCUCCACGUAGACGUGACUUUUCCAGGAGUAACUGGAAGGCCUGAAUAGAAACUUCAGGGGUCCUGGGACCAGCGGCUGCCUUUAGAGAAGCUCCUUCCAGCCCCCCUGCGCCCUUGCCCUUCCUUGGGAUGGCCUGGCCAGGGGUGCGCUAGGAGCACACCGCAGUAGCUAGGCUGGCUGAGCCCCUGGGAAGGCCUGCUUGCUGGGGCGGGCGAGGACGCUGGGGGAAGUGAGGCCCCGGGCGCAGGGGCGUCGCCUAGGGGUCUGGGUGGCAGGGUCUUUGCCCGGGCCCGCGCGCGCUGCGCUGCAGAGGCGCUCCGAGCUUCCCCGGGGCGGUCCCCACCUCCUCUGGCACUCGGACCUAUGAGUGCGCAGCUCCGCUAGCAACUACCCCAACCCGGCCCGCGCCGGGGCACUGAGGGGUGCAGGAAGGAUCCAGGCCGGCCACAGCCGCCCAAACACACUCCUACCCGCGCAUCGCUCCGUGGCAGACGCCAGCUGUCUUGCCUGCCCUGACGGGAUGCCUGCAGCCACGCUCCCCUACGCGUGCGUCCUGGUACUUUUGGGAGCUGGUACCUUAGAGGGCACUGAGGCUACAGGGGAUAGCCGCCUGCGCUGGGAGCCUCAAUGCCAGCAGCCAGUGCCUGAUGGCUCACCCAUCACUGCGGUUCUGCCACCACGCCUAAACGGGCCCUGGAUCUCCACUGGCUGCGAGGUGCGUCCAGGACCAGAGUUCCUUACCCGCUGCUACGUCUUUUACCCCAACCGCCUCUUCCGAGCCCACCAAUUCUACUACAGGGACCCUUCCUGCCGGGAGCCUACCCACUCACUGCUCAUCAAGGGUAAAGUCCGCCUCCGCCGGGCCUCCUGGGUCACCCAGGGUGCUACUGAAGCUGACUACCACCUGCACAGCGUGGGCAUCAUCUUCCACAGCCGCCAAGCCCUGCUUGACAUCACCAAGCGCCUCAACCAGACCCAGGUCAACCAGAACUGCUCCGGGCGGCUGCCACCUGCUUGGGCCUGGCUGCCGGGGGCGCUGUAUGAGCUGCUGAGUCCCCGGACCCAAGGGGGCUGCACGGAGGCACUGGGCUUCAGCAUGCAUGAGCUCAGCCUCAUACGCAUGCAAUGGCGCCUGCAGCUGCAGCCAGGGACAGUGCCCCAGCUGGUGGAGGAGCUGCUCCUUGGGGACAUCCACACCGACUGGGCAGAGCGGCAGCACUACCGGCCCACUGGCUACCAGCGCCCACUGCAGAGUGUCGUGCACCAUGCCAGGCCCUGCCUGGCCUGCAGCCUCAUUGCCCGCUCUGAUGAACGCCACCCACCCAUCCUGCCUCGCCAGCCCACCCGGCCCCUGUUCCUGGGCGGCCGCUGGGUCAGUGCAGGCUGCGAGGUGCGGCCUGCCGUUUUGUUCCUCACACGGCUCUUCACCUUCCACGGUCACAACCGCUCCUGGGAAGGGUACUACCACCACUUCUCUGAUCCUGCCUGUCGCCAACGCACCUUCACCGUGUACGCUGCAGGCCACUACUCCAGGGGCAUGCCAUCCACCCGGGUCCGAGGUGGCACUGAGCUGAUAUUCGAGGUCACACAGGCCCAUGUGACCCCUAUGGACCAGGUCACCACAGCCAUGCUCAACUUCUCCGAGCCAAGCAGCUGUGGGGGCCCAGGAACCUGGUCGGUGGGCACUGAGAGGGACGUCACAACCACCAACGGAUGCCUCCCACUGGGCAUCAGGCUCCCCCACAUAGAAUACGAGCUGCUCAAGAUAGAGCAAGACCCCCGUGGACGGAGCCUGCUGUUCAUCGGAGAGAGGCCCACGGAUGGGUCCAGUCCCAACACUCCCGAGAAGCGCCCCACCUCCUACCAGCCACCCCUGGUGCUCUGCAGGGGGCAGGCCCGAAACCCCCAUAAGCCCCCACCACACAGAGCCUCGCUGCAGAAGCCCCCAGUUGGCUGGGGGUCGUGUCCUGCUGUCGUGCAUCUCCCUGUGCUGCUCCUGGUGCAAGGAGCGGCCUUUCUCCUGUGGCUGUGACGUCCACCUUGGCUUUCUGAAAAGCUCCUUGGACACUACGGGGCCUGCACACACUCAUCAGGCUCUGAGCGGCCACACAGCGUGGGGACAGAAGGCUUGUGGACAGACCCAAGGCCCCACCACUUCUAGUUCAAGCGGUGCCCCUUGGGGCUUGGCACAAGGCCUCGCUUCACCUGUUCACUCCUGCUUGGAUAGAACUGAAAACCCUGUUUCCCUGUGAGUUCUAAGCCCAGUUUGUAUCCUUCCUUUAGUGGCUGGCAUCUGGCAAGCAGGUGCCAGAUGGGGACCACCCCGAGUCUCCCUCCUCUUCCUCACGGGGAUGUUGAGAAGGGAGAGGGAGGACGCCUGGAGAUUCAGCUUCGGGGCUCCAGGCUCGUUGUGUACUAUUGUGAAUUGCAGACUCCAGGAGGGGCCGUGCCUUGAAGAGGCCGCCCGCUCCAAGUUUGCAGGACGUCCUGGCUUCCUAGCAGAGGGCUGGUCUCUUUGGGGCGGCGGCUUUCUUCACUUCUGCUGUUGGCAUUUGUUUGCGUCUGCCUGUGCUGCCGUGAACCCGACCCCAAGCUGUCAAGACGGUGCAGGGAUAAACCCCGGCCUCCGGGGCCGCAAGCUGGGAGAGGGCCGAGGCUGAGCUGAGCCUCCUGCACCCGCGUGGAGGGCCCAGGGGCGCAGGCUCGCUGCGGGGGGCAAGGUCCACAGAGGAGAGCGCAUUUCAGCCCUCAGAAAGUAACUAAUACUAAUGACAGCGGCUGCAUGGCGCACUCUGUAGCUAGCCCCACGCCGUGAUGUUUUUCCAGAAUCUGAUGGACGGGGGACAACAGUGGGCAUCACUGGGGUCAUCCCAAGGCAGAGGCCAAGGUCAUCAGACUACACGGUCACAUGUGGAGGCCAGGAAUCAGGACAUCUGGUCUUCCCCAGCCUCCCUCCAGCCCUCCCCCAGCCCUGGCCAUAGCACUGGGUCAGGUCCUCUUGGGCUCAGAAGGGCUGUCACUGCCGUGGGGCCUGCUUGAGCUCCCAGGGCCUCCUCUGUACACCGUGAGAUUAACUGGCCUCCUGGUGGGCUCAAGGAUUUUGGGGACUGUGAGCCACUUGUUCUCCCUUCCGUCCUCCUCUCAUCCCAGUCUCUUAUCAUGUCUCUUGAACAAUUCUGUGUGAGGUUAAUGAUACGUGUGGAGGAAAGCCCUUGGCCUCCCUCAGAGUCUGUGGGGUUCAAUCAACCCAUGGAGAUUGUUCUAACUUAUUAUCCAUUCUUCUGAAAAAAAAAAAAAUCCCACCAAGUUAAUAUUCUCUGUGGGUCUCAGACAGCUACAA